CCUGGCCCUAAAUAAACUGGUUCCGAAACGACACUCGCUCGAGACGACUAAGCAGCAGAACACGAAGACAGCAAUGGCAUCUUCGGCAGCACUUCGAGACCUCCAGCGUGAACUCGAAAACAAAGUUAAUGAUCUCAGUAAACACCAAAAAGAUAUAGCUAAGAAUCACCAAGUGAGAAAGAAGUACACCAUACAGCUUGGAGAGAACGAACUCGUCCUCAAGGAGUUGGGUUUUUUAAAUGAAGGAGCAAAUGUAUACAAAUUGAUUGGUCCGGUACUAGUGAAGCAAGAUUUAGCCGAGGCUAAUGCGAACGUGCGCAAGAGAAUUGAGUACAUCUCUGCUGAAUUGAAGCGACUUGAUGCAACUCUUCAAGAUUUGGAAGAAAAGCAAAAUAGCCAAAAAGAGGCGAUCUUUAAAGUACAACAGAGGAUUCAAUCACUUCAGGCUGGAAAAGCAAAGACAUAAUUUACUUCAUUUAUGUGUUCAGUUUGUAGCUGUUCCUUCCCCUUGACUGGCAUGUGAGAUUUUGGUGUAUUUUUUGUUACUAUUUGAAGCUUCAGUGUGCAUAACAGCCUAUAAUAAUUGUUAUUGCAGUUUUGUGGGAUGCUAAGUUAUCGUUGCAGAAAUGAUUCAGUUAUGUGUCUAUUUGCAUUUCCUAACAUAUUUUGUUAAAUUUCUGAAGAAAGGAAUAUAUUGACUUUAAA
Molecule: messenger RNA, 705 nt
Organism: Pistacia vera
Lineage: Eukaryota; Viridiplantae; Streptophyta; Magnoliopsida; Sapindales; Anacardiaceae
Product: prefoldin subunit 6
Exons: 5
Coding region: 74-466 (130 amino acids)
Biological process (GO): protein folding; chaperone-mediated protein complex assembly
Cellular component (GO): cytoplasm; prefoldin complex
Molecular function (GO): protein-folding chaperone binding
Source: RefSeq, a predicted model, not a curated record